AUGGCGGACGUCAGUCCGCAGGAACGGGAGCUUGUGGAGCAGGUGAAGACCUGGUUUACUUGUACUGAGAUGGAGGCUUUAGUGCAAACAGCAGUUCAUUUUGCAGACGCAAAUUGUGCUGUGUUCGAGCCGGAACUGGGUGAGCACAAGCUCGAGUACACUCGGCUACACAACGAAUUCAAGCAGCUUUUCGAGGACAGGCUGAAUGGGUUCCUGUCCAGCAUCGGUGCGACGCCAGAGGCGUUUUACGAAGCCUUUCAAAAGAUUGGCAAGGAGGAAGGAGGUGAAGUGCAGGGACUGGCAGAGAUCAUGUACACGUGCCUGCAGUACGAUUUCUUCUGCCAGAUCAUGUGCGAGCGGAAACGUGAGAUGGAAAUGCAGCAGGCAGCUGGACUGCCACCAGCUCCACCUCAGGGACCCGGUGGCUAUGCAGGAGAUCCGAUGGACGGCUACAGCGCAGACGGCGCUGGCCCUCCCCCAGCACCGCCUUGA
Symbiodinium pilosum is the source of this 492-nucleotide messenger RNA. NCBI's taxonomy places the organism in Eukaryota, Dinophyceae, Suessiales, Symbiodiniaceae. The record is from the annotation of a GenBank genome assembly.